Penaeus vannamei (Pacific white shrimp) is the source of this 922-nucleotide messenger RNA. RefSeq names its product methyltransferase-like protein 27. The record is from RefSeq and is a predicted model, not a curated record. Gene Ontology annotation, molecular function: methyltransferase activity. NCBI's taxonomy places the organism in Eukaryota, Metazoa, Arthropoda, Malacostraca, Decapoda, Penaeidae.
GAAUGUCUUAUGCUCUCACGCUAUCCGUGCACUCAUGCUGGACUGUUAUCACUGACGAACACGAAUGCAAGUCAGAGAGCUGCCUGACGCUGCGCCAGAACCACGAGCAGUUGAGCCAGACGUGCAGGUUAAUACCUACUGAAAUAUGGAAGGCGCAGGAUCGGUGCCAGAGGAACUCCUUGAUUCCUAUGCUGCCAAUCACAGGUGCCAUCGCCCGGGGAUCUCUCGGGCGGAGAUGGCAUCGGCCUACACGGAAAUGGCGGAGGACUACGAUGAGACACUCCGUCCGGGCGUCUACAACGGGCCUGUGCUCUGCGCGGAGGCAGCUGCGUCCCGCGUGGAGGAAUCCAGGCGGGCGUGCGCGCGCGUGAUGGACGUGGCAGCCGGCACGGGGCGCGUGGGCCACGAACUGCACCUCCGCGGUUUCAGGAACAUCGACGCCGUGGAUCCAAGCGAUGGCAUGAUACAGAAGCUGGAAUCCCGUGGCCUCUACACCAAUAAGUACGUCGAGUUCGUCGGACUGGGUCAGAGUACUGUUCCUAAGGACACGUAUGACCUGGUGCUUGUCGCGGGCGGAAUGGGCGAAGGACACAUCCCUGUCGAAGGCCUUGACGAUAUGAUCAGUAUGGCCAAACCAGGUGGCGAAGUGAUCAUCGUGAUGAGAAAAGAGUAUUUAGACUACGUGGGGGAAUACAAGGACAAGCUGGAGCCGUACAUGGACCAGUUGGUGGCGAAGGGCAAAUGGACCAAGGUGGAGCGGAAAGUCGUCCCAAACUACUCCUACAAGAAGGACGGUGUCAUCUAUACCUAUAAAGUGACGUGAGUGACAUAUGCAUUAACUGGCGUGCUGCUGCCGUUGUUGUUGAUGGUCCUGAGCGUCUGAGGCAGUCUUUGAACAGCACAAAUAAAGUCUACGAGCAGC